This is a messenger RNA of Eurypyga helias (sunbittern), 1953 nucleotides long. RefSeq names its product excision repair cross-complementation group 4 (gene ERCC4). Gene Ontology annotation, biological process: nucleotide-excision repair involved in interstrand cross-link repair; double-strand break repair via homologous recombination; resolution of meiotic recombination intermediates. Gene Ontology annotation, cellular component: nucleotide-excision repair factor 1 complex. The annotation marks the transcript as partial. The record is from RefSeq and is a predicted model, not a curated record. Gene Ontology annotation, molecular function: single-stranded DNA binding; damaged DNA binding; single-stranded DNA endonuclease activity. Lineage: Eukaryota; Metazoa; Chordata; Aves; Eurypygiformes; Eurypygidae. The transcript is spliced from 7 exons.
ACAAUACGUCACUAUUUAGAUCCUCUCUGGCAUCAGCUUGGAGCUAAGACAAAGUCUUUGGUCCAGGAUUUGAAGAUACUACGUACCUUGCUGCUUUAUCUAACGCAGUAUGACUGUGUCACUUUCCUUAAUCUUCUGGAGUCACUGAGAGCAAGUGAAAAAGCAUUUGGUGAGAAUUCAGGCUGGCUGUUUCUUGACUCCAGUACUUCGAUGUUUUUAAAUGCUCGAGCUAGAGUUUAUCGCACUGCAGAUGAGAAACUGAAUCGGAAAGGCAAAGCCUCUGAAAAAAGUGAUGUAAAGAAGGAAAAUGAACUGAAAAGAGAAUUGGUUCUAGAAAGUAACCCCAAGUGGGAAGCUUUGAGAGAAGUACUGAAAGAGAUUGAAAAUGAGAAUAAGAACAGUGAAGACCUUGGCGGUCCAGGGCAAGUGCUUAUCUGUGCCAGUGAUGACCGAGCUUGUGCCCAGCUCAGGGAGUAUAUUAUUGCUGGAGCAGAAGCUUUUUUAACAAGACUCUAUACCAAAACCUUCGGAAAGGAUGAGAAAGCUGCGGAAGUGUGGAAUAAGGACAGAAAAGCCAUCAAGUCCAAAGGAAAUGCCAGAGCAGACACGGGGCCUCAAGCCAAAAAAGCCAAACUCACGGCUUCUUCAAAACAAAAUAAGCACAAGAAGCAGCAAGACCGGACUAUAAUCCAAAUGAUGGGGAAGACGGUGGAGGAAAAGAGUGAGGAGUUAGAGGUGGAAGAUAACAAAGAAUUAGGCAGUAGCCAAGAAAGCAGUGGUGAAGAGACCAUCCCUGAAGAUUUCCACAUGAAUUUACCCUCAGACUGUUACUACGGUGUUUUCAAGAACCCGCUGACAAUUAUUCAUCCGUUGCAGGGUUGCAAUGAUCCCUACGCGCUCACUCGGGUACUGCAUGAAGUAGAACCAAGAUACGUUGUGUUAUAUGAUGCGGAACUCACUUUUGUUCGGCAGCUGGAAAUCUACAAGGCAAGCAGGCCUGGGAAGCCUUUGAGGGUUUAUUUCAUCAUAUACGGGGGCUCCACCGAAGAACAGCGCUACCUCACAGCUCUGAGAAAAGAGAAGGAGGCCUUUGAAAAACUCAUUCGAGAGAAGGCCGGCAUGGUUAUUCCUGAAGAAAGAGAAGGAAGAGAUGAAACAAACUUAGACCUACUAAGAGAUGCUACACCUGCCUCAGUUUCUACUGACACACGCAAAGCAGGUGGACAGGAACAGAAGAGCGUUCAGCAAACCGUAAUAGUGGAUAUGCGGGAAUUUCGUAGUGAGCUUCCGUCACUGAUUCAUCGUCGUGGCAUUGACAUUGAGCCUGUGACCUUGGAAGUUGGAGAUUACAUUUUAACUCCUGAUAUCUGUGUAGAGCGGAAGAGUAUCAGCGAUCUGAUUGGCUCCUUAAAUAACGGAAGACUCUAUGCACAGUGCAUUUCUAUGUCCCGUUACUACAAGCGACCAAUUCUCCUGAUCGAAUUUGAUCCUACUAAGUCUUUCUCCUUGAUUCCACAAGGGUCUCUGCAUCCAGAAAUAUCCAGUAAUGAUAUUACUUCUAAGCUAACCCUUCUUACGCUCCAUUUCCCAAAGUUACGUAUCCUGUGGUGUCCCUCUCCCCAUGCUACUGCUGAACUGUUUGAAGAGUUAAAACAAAACCAUCCCCAGCCUGACGCAGAAACAGCAAUGGCUGUCACAGCCGAUUCUGAAGUUCUUCCUGAGUCAGACAAGUACAACCCUGGUCCUCAGGACUUUCUGUUAAAAAUGCCAGGUAUUAAUGCAAAAAACUGCCGUGCCUUAAUGAACCACGUGAAAAGCAUUGCAGAACUAGCGACACUGUCAAAGGACGAACUCUCCAAAAUUUUAGGUAAUGCUGCCAACGCCACGCAACUCUUUGACUUUAUUCAUCUGACCUACGAAGAGGCAAUAUCUAAAGGAAAAAGCAAAAGAUGA